ACAGAAGUACGUUCUUGUAUGAUUUUGUACGUGCUGGUAGAUUACAGUACGAUCGCGUACGUUUUCGUAUGAUUGCGUAUAACACUGUAAGAAGUGUCCAAAUUUUAACAACAAUGUACGUAAACGUACGGAAACGUACGAUAAAGUACAAGUAUGUACGUAAUCGUGCUAGGACUUACUUCAAUGUACACUAUUUUACAGUAAUUUACGUUAAAGUACCAAUUAUUUUUUCCAUCCGGGAUGAAAGGAUUGAUGAACAUGAAAAAUCCAUAGCUCAUAAGAAUUGCGCCGACAGUUUUUUCUUAGGGCAGAAUAAUUCAAAUGCUGCACAGCUACUCUUUACAAAUGACAACAGCUUGAGGAAUAAAGAAGUGACGAAAAACAGAAAAAUAUUAGAACGUAUAGUAGAUAUUAUCAAACUCAUAGGUAAACGUGGUCUCAGUUACCGAGGUAAUAAAGUUGAAGCUGCAUAUACACUAGAAGAUAAUGGCGUAGAUCAUGGAAAUUUUCUAGAAAUUCUUCUACUUUUAGCAAAAUAUGAUUCUAUUUUACAAAAUCAUAUUAAAGAAUGUAUCAACAAAAGUAAAAUGUAUCAUUCUUUGAAGCCUGCAGGUAAAAUAGGCAGAGGAAAUUUCGUAAGUAUGUUGUCAAAAACGACUAUUAACCACAUUUUAGACAUAAUCGCAAAUCUUGUCAAAAAUACCAUCGCCAAAGAAAUAAACGCAACCAAAAUGUUUUCUAUACAAAUUGACACUACACAAGAUAUAACGAGUAAAGUUCAAUGCUCUAUUAUUACACAUUAUGUAAAUAAUAAUAUAAUUUAUGAAAGAUUAUUGAGUAUGGUUCAUGUGUCAAGAUUCGACUGGUAAAGGUUUCAAAGAGCUUGUAGGGAGAACUCUUGAAUCUUGUAAUAUUAGUAUUAAACAAUGCGUGGGAACUUCAACAGACGGAGCAGCAAAUAUGCAGGGUCAGUAUAAUGGCUUUACUGCAUGGUUAUCUUCAGAGUCUCCGUUACUAAUGCAUGUAUGGUGUUAUAGUCAUGUAUUAAACCUGGUAAUGAUUGAUGCAACGAGUAGCACCAUUACCUCCGAAUCAUUAUUUGGGUUAUUAAAUAAAACAGCUGCAUUUAUUCGAGAUUCUUAUAACAGAAUGGACAUUUGGGUAUCAUCGUUAUCAUCUAAUGAUAAUAGGAGAUUAAACUUAAUAGGACAAACAAGAUGGUGGGCCAAAGAUACUGCGCUGACAAAAAUUUUCGGACCUACUGGAAAUGUCGAGAAAUCUUUAUAUCUAGUUCUUAUUACUACGCUUGAAAAAAGUGAAAACGAUACUCGAUCAAAAGCUGAUACACGGGUAAACGCUAAGUCUUA
This is a messenger RNA of Nasonia vitripennis (jewel wasp), 1367 nucleotides long. RefSeq lists its product as uncharacterized. The coding region runs from base 69 to 869 and encodes 266 amino acids. The transcript is spliced from 2 exons. Lineage: Eukaryota; Metazoa; Arthropoda; Insecta; Hymenoptera; Pteromalidae. The record is from RefSeq and is a predicted model, not a curated record.